ACUGUUGGACACAACAAAGGAACAAAAAUCAGAGAAGAAUCUCAAAGGAACUUUGGGAUGAGAAAUUUCAAGUAUAUAGAGACUAUCAAAGAGGCCCUUGAGAAUGAAUGUCCCGACACUGUUUCUUGUGCUGAUAUUGUUGCUCUCUCUGCUAGGGAUGGUAUUGUCAUGUUAGGAGGGCCACAGAUUGAAAUGAAAACUGGCAGGAGGGACAGCAAAGACAGCUACUUAGCAGAAGUUGAGAAUUUUAUUCCUAAUCACAAUGAUUCGAUGUCAUUAGUUCUUUCCCGAUUUCUGUCUAUUGGUGUUGAUACUCAAGGAACAGUUGCUCUACUUGGGGCGCACACAGUAGGACGAGUUCAUUGUGUAAACAUAGUACACAGACUUUACCCAACUGUUGAUCCAAUGUUAGACCCGGACUUUGCCAAUUACCUCAAGACCCGAUGCCCAAAUCCACAACCCGACCCCAAAGCAGUUGAAUACGCCAGAAACGACCAUGUAACUCCAAUGGUAUGGGACAAUUUAUACUACAAGAACAUUAUGAGCAACAAGGGGCUGUUAAUUGUGGACCAACAGUUGGUUUCAGAUAAAACUACUUAUCCUUUUGUGGAGAAAUUUGCGGCUAAUAAUUCCUAUUUGACCAGUUUGCUAACGCUCUGA
Molecule: messenger RNA, 660 nt
Organism: Lycium barbarum (goji berry)
Lineage: Eukaryota; Viridiplantae; Streptophyta; Magnoliopsida; Solanales; Solanaceae
Product: peroxidase 21-like
Exons: 4
Coding region: 58-660 (200 amino acids)
Biological process (GO): response to oxidative stress
Molecular function (GO): heme binding; peroxidase activity
Source: RefSeq, a predicted model, not a curated record